Staurois parvus is the source of this 291-nucleotide messenger RNA. Lineage: Eukaryota; Metazoa; Chordata; Amphibia; Anura; Ranidae. The record is from the annotation of a GenBank genome assembly.
UUAACUAGUAAAUCAAUGGCCUAGAAUAAGUAGCAGGAUGGCAGUUCACACUUUUCAGACUUAGAUGGGUGCAUAAUUCCCAGCCAGCAAUUCACCAGAGCAGGGGCAGACUGACAAUUCAUGAGGCCCCCGGGAAAUAGGGGAUCAUGGGGCCCCUGUGUCCUCACCCACACUCAAACCACACCCAAAAAAGCCUAUGAAAGGUACCAGGGACAUCUCAUGGGGCCCCCUACUGACCCUGGGCCCUCGGGCAGUGCCCGAGUUCCCCAGUGGUCAGUCCGCCCCUGCUGG